UGGAUUUGUUUUACACAAUCAAUCAAAAUUUGUCUAUCCAUAUAUUAUUUGCGAAUUUAAACCCCCCCUGUCCAACGCAAAGACAUUGCAGCUCAUAAGUAUUUUUGACUAUCCCUAUCCCUGGCGCUGUGCGGCUGAACGAUUUAAAGAUCAUAAACUCAAUCAUUCCCAAUGAGGACGUUUGUCUUUGUCUGUCUGCUGAUGUGCAUUGUGGCGCUGGCCAGUGCGAGGCGUCAUCAUGCACGAGUGACAGAGGCGGGUGAUAAGUUGGCCAUAACACUGUACUACGAGUCUCUUUGUCCCUACUGCAUGGAGUUUGUCACCACACAACUGGCUCCCUCGAUGAUGCAGAAAGAUCGACUGCCAUUCACGGAUCUCCUGCUAAUCCCUUACGGCAAUGCCAACCUAGAUAAUUACGGGAAUGUCGAAUGCCAGCACGGGGUGAAAGAGUGUGAACUGAAUGCCUGGCAUGGCUGCAUACUGCAGCACCAUAAUAUCACCGAAUCUGUCAAAAUGAUUGCCUGCAUGAUGCAGGAAAAGAAGAACAGACUGGACCAGUGUGCCGAGCACUAUGGCAUCGACGUCAGCGACGUCAAGAACUGCCGGAGAACUCGUAGUGUGAGGGACAUACUGGCAGAGUACGGUGAGGAGACGGCUCAGGUGAAGCACGAGGGCGUUCCAGCCGUGGCAGUGGAUUACAUAUACAAUGUCAACGAACAAAGCAUUCUGCUUAAUCAUUUCGAUGCUGUUUUCUGUUCUCAAUAUGAGACCAUGUACCAUAUAAAACUGGACAACUGUGUGUAAUCGGUGUAUAAUUUGAAUUAACAAAUAAAUAAUGAGGCAGUAUUUUUAAAGAACAA
This is a messenger RNA of Drosophila obscura, 860 nucleotides long. RefSeq names its product GILT-like protein 2. Bases 172 to 804 code for a protein of 210 amino acids. NCBI's taxonomy places the organism in Eukaryota, Metazoa, Arthropoda, Insecta, Diptera, Drosophilidae. Gene Ontology annotation, molecular function: oxidoreductase activity, acting on a sulfur group of donors, disulfide as acceptor. The transcript has 4 exons. The record is from RefSeq and is a predicted model, not a curated record.